Polychytrium aggregatum is the source of this 2064-nucleotide messenger RNA. RefSeq lists its product as uncharacterized. The transcript has 2 exons. Bases 1 to 2064 code for a protein of 687 amino acids. NCBI's taxonomy places the organism in Eukaryota, Fungi, Chytridiomycota, Chytridiomycetes, Polychytriales. The record is from RefSeq and is a predicted model, not a curated record.
AUGCCCGUCAGGGCGCUACCUCAAGUCGCACUCUGGGUCAAUGGCUGCCUCGCGAGCGUCCGCUCUGGGACCCAGCGCGCAUGCUCUAUCGAAGGAGAGCACCCAGACGCUGUUCCCAAAGAAUUCGGGCCUCAACAUCACCAACCUGAGACCCAUUCGAACGGCAUAUCGCAGCGGCUCGGCUCCACCCGUCUCGGGGUGGGUCGGCUCGCCAUCGCCAUCGCCAUUGCCAUUGCCAUCGCCAUUGCCAUUGCCAUCGUCGCCGCCAUCAAUCGAAUCCAGGCUACCAUCGGGCUAUCCGUCCACGGCCCCGGUCAUGGUGUAUCCACCCUCUCGUUUUGGAUCGGCCUCAAAGUUUUCGUCGGCUAUGUCUCGCCAGCCGAGCCCAUAUCGCAUCAUCGCCCCAUCGACAACCUUGCCCUCUCCCGAUUCACACCAUGCAAUCCUCCAUCCGGCCCACGGCUCACCCGGAGAGCUGCCUGCAUCGCCAAGUCGGCAGGGAGCACCCCAAUUGGAGCGAGUGGAAAGGACGAGCCCCGAGUCCGACUGACCAAAUCGAACUUGAGCUCUGCAAACGCGAGCGCAUCACUCCGAGCCGUUAAGAAGGAGAUCCGGUUCUCGGACACAAUCAUGUAUCGGCAGUUCUCAGCCGCGAGCUCAGACUCGAUCGCAGACACCUGGAGCGAACUUGAUCCUUCGUUCCAGUCGCAUGGCGGAUACUCGUUCAACGACGGCGAAGACUCGGAUGUGGAGGAGCUCUCGACGUGCAAGAUAGAGAGCGAUGAAACCGGGAACGAGGCCUCGGACGAAGACGAGGACCACGACAGUAUCGACGGCGGUCGCCGAGAGUCGCUGUUCCAGAACAAAGGCCGUAUUGCACAGCCAGCAUCGUUCUCGCAUCCGUGCAAGUCUCUUUCUCAUUCGAGCUGGCUGCACUCUACGACCCUGGCUGGCGACGGCUUCAAUGCAGACAUCGGUCCUGGAGGCACCAGCGGCCGGAGCAGCAGCGGCGCCAGCAACGAUAUCAAAAGCGGAUCCUCUCUCUUUGCUCGAGGCCACCCUCCAGCCUCAACCGAAUCGGUCGGCGGCCGCCCCUCAGUCCUCGUCACCGAAAACCGAGUCGCUCUCCUUCCAAAGCCGCCAGACGACGAUGCAGUCUGGUCGGUUGGCAUCACUUUCACAAGAUCGUCAAAAACCCCGGCAGCACGGCGCCCCGACGAGCCCCGGGACUCGCCCAGACAGCUGGAGCACAUGGACUCAAUGACGUCUCUUCCAGGAAGCAUUGUGCCGAUACUGGCGAUACAGCCCCAGCCGCCAGCCGGGGCUGGAGUCGUUCUCUCGGGGUCAGACCACCCGCGAGAGCCAAUCUCCCUUCCAAAGCCGUCCACCAGCGAUCUGAUCAAGCUCGAGGAUUUUGCCAGUGACCCCGAACCCCUCGAACCACACGCACCCAGCACCCAACCUGGCUUUCCCACGCCUGUCCACCCACAUGUCUAUGACCCAGGGGCAUCCGCCAGACCCAUUGGACAGACCGCCUUGGGCUCGACUACUCCGGAUACUAAAUCUGCGAGCCCGUCGAGCCUGCGUUUUGCGGAUAGAGCCAGCUCGUCACCGCCUCCGCCAUCGCCAUCGCUGUUCGCGAAUAAUCCAAGCGUCGAGUUCCGCCUUGGACAGGCAGUGUCGACUAUGCCCCGGCCGCUAUCUACGCUGGACAGCGGCUAUGACUCUAUGCGAAACUCCGAGACAGUCUUAGGAGAGUCGGGUGGCCACCUGGCCCAUCUCGAGGCAGCGCUGCCCACUGAGUCCAUCAAAGCCUUUGAUCCACCCAACCUGCUUCUCAAGGCAACAACCAAGCACACAGUUCUUCCUCUCAGCGGCGUACCCGCCAGCAGCCCCAAGCCGCAAGAGUCUCGGAUCGAGCCUUUCAAGCCACCGCCCCGAAGAACCUGGCGGGCAAAGCUCGAUGGCAUGAUCGAAAAGGCCAGGUCGUGGUGGGGAAAGAAGGCUCGGAUAUCGAACGAGGCCUUGGGUGGAUGCGACAUUGGCAUCUCUAUGAGCAGCUGA